Messenger RNA from Dacryopinax primogenitus, 1896 nucleotides. RefSeq names its product acid protease. Gene Ontology annotation, molecular function: aspartic-type endopeptidase activity. Bases 1 to 1896 code for a protein of 631 amino acids. NCBI's taxonomy places the organism in Eukaryota, Fungi, Basidiomycota, Dacrymycetes, Dacrymycetales, Dacrymycetaceae. The transcript has 3 exons. The record is from RefSeq and is a predicted model, not a curated record. Gene Ontology annotation, biological process: proteolysis.
AUGCUCCUCCGUGUGUAUAAGAUGCUCCGGACAACUAUCGGUCUACCGUCUGUCGACCGCAAGGUGUUUCCCUUUCGACAACGCUCGGUCGACACCAACGCACUCCUUAAGCUUGCCUUCACGGUCUUUUCGACAGAUCCGCGCAUCACGUACUCCCCGGCUUCGUCCUGGGACCUCCUCAGGGAACCAGGCUCGACUGGCCCCGGGUCAUACUUUCUUCUCGGACCUCGCAACAAUGGCGUUGUAACGUUCACGUUCCCUCAGCCAUCCACGACUUUCCAAUGGUGGGGGUGGGGGUAUCAGAGGUCCGAUGGAGACGUGGCUCAAAUAUGUAUUGAUGGCGGUGCAUGCCAGGAGUACUCGUACUACAACGCCUCUACUAACGGCUCUGAAAACCCUCGCCUGCUCGCGAACAUUGAUGGGCUGUCGAACAGCAUCCACAUGAUUGUAAUGACAAACAUUGAAGAUCAAUCGGUGAACGCGUUCGGCCAGAUGACAGUUGAUCGGUUCAUCUUGGACAAUUACGAGCCCUCCGGGGGUCGCUACAUCGUCUUCUCGACAGAUUCAGAAGUCAUUCACUCACCGUCAUCGUCUUGGUCUGUCUUGGAUGAGCCAGGCUCUGCUGGCUGUGGUACCCAAUUUCUUCUUGGUGCUCGUAACAAUGGAGUUGUCAAAGUCACAUUCCCCUGUUCGUUUUUCAUCUCAUCCUCCUGUUUCAUAUUUACAUUUUGGCUCAGAUCCGUCCACAGCGCUGCAAUGGUGGGGGUUCCAACGUUCCGAUGGCGGCUUGGCACAGCUGUCGAUCGAUUUGUCCUCGGCGGCAGCAUUCUCGCUCCCACGUUUCCGUCCAAUACCUUCAUCUCAUCGGUACCUCUUGGUUUUGCCUAUCAUGCGCCGAUGAUUCUGGGCGGCAACACGCCUGCACUGGAGGUGCUCCUCGAUUUUGGUCACCCGAACGUCUGGGUCAUAUCAGACCUGUGCAACUCGAACAACUGCGCUGGACAUAAUAAAUACGUCCGUGGGCCUGGAUUCCAAACUCUCAGCAUCCAGGACACAGCCAUCUAUGGCAACGGCGGGCCGGACGAUACUCUAGUUUCAUGGCGGGUGACUGAUAGCGUGACCUGGGGUGAUAACACAAUCGCGAAGACGACCUUUGGUGCCUCCGUCGAAAUCCCAACAAGUGAGAGUCUCGAUGGAAACUUCGGCAUGGCCAAGUCCGCAUACGCCAAAUGUAAUGGUGGUGAAUACAACAACUUCUUAGAGAACAUGUACAUGCAAGGAGACGUCGUCAACGCUGUCAUUGCAUUCUACCAACUAGACGGCUCAGAGGGAGUUCCACCUGGUGUCUCAUCGGAAGGGUCAAUUGGUGGCCUCGAUGCAAAUAAGUUCACGGGCGAGGUCGACUGGAAUCAGAUGAAUCCACAAGGACAAUGGGAAAGUCCCGCAUGCCAACGUAUCGUUCAAGCAUCUUCAUUUUCCAGUGCGAUUGAUGCGACCGAUCUAUUCAAUCAUCCCAUCCUCCUAUUCGACACCGGCGAUCCGGGCCUCCUCACCCUUCCCCACGAUGACUGGCUCAUACUCAUGUCCCUGCUCGGUGCGCAAGGCCCCGAUAGUAAUGGGAACUACCUGAUCCCCUGCGAGUCGACUAUGACGUGGAAUUUCUACGGUUCACAGAACCGCGACUACACGUUUGAUCUCGCCGACACGUCAAGCAACAACGGGAACGGCUUCUGCAACCCAUUGGCGAAUGACGGAGGAUCUAUACCUACCUGGGUCACCGGAACGCCAUGCUUCUACAAGUACUAUCUGGCUUUCCACUACACCGCGAACAUGAUGGGCUUUGCAGAGCGCAAUUUGGGCGCGAGUGCGGCGGAAAGCAAUCCAUACAUUAGUUAA